Molecule: messenger RNA, 2934 nt
Organism: Ectocarpus siliculosus
Lineage: Eukaryota; Phaeophyceae; Ectocarpales; Ectocarpaceae
Source: the annotation of a GenBank genome assembly
AUGGGGGUGCGGGAUGCGGCGAAACCAUGCGGCUGGGGGGCUGCUACAUUUUGUUUUCUGCAGUACCCCCGAGAGCGCGCCAGAGAGAGGUACUGUGAGCGAGCGUCGAGGCCGAGAGUUUACACCAGCAGCCUUCGGUGGAGAGGGGAACCCCCUGCUUCUCUCGUGGGCGAGGAGAUCAAGGCUCGCUCUCUUCAGGGAGGGGGAAGGGCCGAACACGCCGCCAAUCAAAUCACCAAGCGUAGGGCAGUGGGGAACCGCGGCAGCGCGGUGGUGGCGCCGCGGACGGUAAACGGAGUCAAAAGCGUCGUGGCCGCCGGAGGCACGAAAAGCCUCGGGGUUCUUCGACCGGCAGAAAUGGGCGGUUCGCGAGCCAGAAGGAUUAAGGUUAAGGGGCUGUACGCGCGAGCCCGCAAGAUUUUGCGGUCAUCAUCGCCCUCGGCUUCGGAGACCGCAGCGGCCAUUCUCGAAGAGGCUCUCACCGUGGACCCUCAAGACGGACACUCAUGGCUGCUGUUGGCGCGCACUCGGGAGGCGAUGGGGGACGUCAACGCUGCCUCCGAUGUUUUCAAGAGGGCGGUAGUGGAAUGUCCGGGAAAUGCCCACCUGUGGCAAUCUUGGGGUAUGCUGCAAGCUAAGUUUGGAGACUGCGCCAAGGCGCGAAUAAGCUUCUCAAACGGUCUUGAAGCGGACCCCGGUAAUCCGUUCGUGUGUCACGCGUGGGCUCUGAUGGAGCAGCGGGACGGGGACAACGAUCGGGCUAGAGAGAUCCUCGAGGGCUCCCGCCAAAGCGUGGCGAUUUCCCAAGCCCUCGCGGAGCUACUGGCCACGCACGGCCAAGUGGAGGAAGGGCGGGGGCUGCUGCAGAAGGCCAUGGACCGCCUGGAGAAGGCGGCGUCCGCGCGCUCCAAGCGUAGCGGCGGCGGGGGCUCGCCCGACCCGAGCGCCGCGUGGGCUGCUGCCGGCGACCGGCCCAAGAAACGCUCGGCGGAGGAGGCCGAGGAUGCCGACCAGGGUGUGACGGCGCUGCUGAUGGCAUGGGCGAACUUCGAAGAGAGUAGGGGAAAUGAGAAGCGAUCGUUGGAGCUGAUGGCGAAAGCCAUGGAAAAUGAGCCUGACAACGCAAGGGCGCGAGUCGGACGUGCCCGGUUCGAGAUGCGCAGGGGGAACAUGCGGGAUGCGAGGAUUUUUCUCAGCGAGGCGGCUAACCUUCCGCAGGAAGACGGGACGCUGUUCAGCAUGUGGGCCACCCUCGAGAUUAAAGAGGGCAACCUCGAGACGGCGUUGAAGAUCGCAGAGGCUGCCACGGCUCGGUUCCCGUGGGAUAAGUUCCUUCUCCAGACGAUGGGCACGGUGCAUGGCAAGCUGGGGCGGUACGAGGAGGCGAUCGAGUGCUACCGGCGGAGCAUCGCGCUCAGUCCUGCCGCCCCCGCCUAUGUGGCCUGGGCGCUGGUAGUGGCCAAGCUGGCUGAGCGGGCCGAGAGAAAUGCCUCGAGCAAGAAGACCGCCGCCGGACCAAAAUACGGCGUGGUGGCCGGCGAUCCCGUCGUCGAGUACGUCGGCGACGCCAGCGAUGACGGCACUAUCCUCGGAGAGGCCUCUGAUGCUGUCGCGGGAGGCUCAGGGGGGACUGCGGACGAGAACGACGGCGGUGCCGCGGGCGAGGGGGGGGUCUCCCGGACCGAGGAGGAGGAGGGGCCGCCGUCGUACGAAGAAGCAAGGAGGCUUUUCGAGCUGGGGAUCUUGGCGGACCCGACGCACGGACCGCUCUACAAUGCCUACGGCUCCAUGGAGGCCAAGCUGGGCAACGUUGAGCACGCGCGCAACGUCUACAAGCGGGGCAUCGCGGCUCGCUGCAGCGGGGCGGUCCACGUUUGGCAGGGCUUCGGGAAGCUUGAGGCGUCGGAGGGCAACAGAGACGCGGCUAGGAAAAUUUUUGCCAGAGGAAUCAGGGAGUCGUCGGAGGAUGUGAGCUUCCUGUGCCACUCCCUGGGGUCGCUAGAGCUUGCGGCGGAUAGGCUAGGGGAAGCGAGGGCGGUGUUCUUGGCGGGGAUCGAGAGGUACCCGAGCGGAUCUCAGCUACUGCUCGGCGCUGGCCUGGCCAUUGCGAAAAUGGGCGAGCCCGACAACGCUCGCGAGUACUUCAGGAGAUCAGUAGAGGCGGAUCCUAGUCAUGCGCACGCGUGGCAGGCGUGGGGGCUGAUGGAGACCCGCGCCGGCAACUUCAAGGCGGCGCGGUCUCUGUGGGAGAGGGGGCUCAAGGCUAACCCCACUCACGGCCCCCUUUGGCAGGCGUACGCCGUAAUGGAGGAGAAGGUGGGAGAGCCUGAGCGGGCUCGCAAGCUUUUCGAGGCGGGACUGGAGCGCUGUCCGGACCAUGUGCAGCUUCACCAGGCGUGGGCGGUGAUGGAGGGGAUGCUGGGCGACCUGAAGAGAGCCAGGGAGCUGGUGGUGGAAGGGCUUCGGCUGGACCCUCACCACGGAGCUCUUUGGACCGUGUACUCCAUAGUAGAGCGCCAGGGAGGAUCCGAUGUCAAAGCUAGGAAGGUGUUGGAGCUGGGUGUCCGUGCAUGCCCGGAUCACGGGCCACUUCACCGCUGUUGGGCCCAGAUGGAGCACCAGCUGGGGAACACCGCAGAGGCUCGCAGGAGGUUCGAGAGGGGGCUGGAGGCAUGCCCGACCUACGCCCGGCUGUACUACGCCUACGCGGACAUGGAGGCCGCCAUGGGCAAUACGGUAUUCCUGGAGAAGCUGAAAGCGAGAGGGGAGAAAGCCCUCGUGGAGAGCGGGGCAGCGCCGGACAAGAUUAAGGAGUUCCAACAGCAGAUGGAGGCGUUCAAGAGUUUCGCGCGGUUCGACGCGACCUUCAGCUCGGAGCGGAUGGCGUCAUCGCUGGACCAAUCCUCGCUAGAAGACUUCGACUUCGACUGGUAG